Molecule: messenger RNA, 549 nt
Organism: Miscanthus lutarioriparius
Lineage: Eukaryota; Viridiplantae; Streptophyta; Magnoliopsida; Poales; Poaceae
Source: the annotation of a GenBank genome assembly
AUGUGCGACCUGGUGGCCCGCACGGGCCGGCACCAGCAGCGGUAUGAGGAUGGCCGUCGGCUAGUGGCCGGAUGCAUACCAUUUAGGUAUAGAGCUAAUAAUGAUGAAACCUCUGGUGACAAAACUAAGAAACUUGUGGAAGUUCUCAUGAUAAAUUCCCAAAGCGGACCUGGUCUUUUGUUUCCAAAGGGAGGAUGGGAGAACGAUGAAACUGUUGAAGAGGCAGCAGCUCGAGAAGCUAUAGAAGAAGCUGGAGUUCGAGGUGAUAUAGUGCAUUUUCUGGGGCUCUAUGACUUCAAAAGCAAGACACAUCAAGAUGCGUGCUGCCCUGAGGGUAUGUGCAGAGCUGCAGUGUUUGCGCUGCAUGUAAAGGAAGAGCUGGUCUCAUGGCCUGAGCAGAGCACCCGGCAGAGGACCUGGCUCACGGUUCCUGAUGCUGCAUCAAGGUGCCGGUACCAGUGGAUGCAAGAGGCCUUGCUCACAGGCUUCUCCGACUGGCACGACAAGUGGAGCAGAGGCGGUGGCAGCACUAACUGUGAUCCGGCCUAA